This is a messenger RNA of Oppiella nova, 3542 nucleotides long. Lineage: Eukaryota; Metazoa; Arthropoda; Arachnida; Sarcoptiformes; Oppiidae. The record is from the annotation of a GenBank genome assembly.
AUGCAAUUAAACGGCGUUCCCAACAGAAAUCCAUUGCCACGAGCGGCCAGGGAUGUGGUGCGAGCGCUGAUUGAGCGCACUCAUGCCUUCGUACCCGAGGCCCGAUAUGCGAACACCAAAGAAGUGGUUGCCAUCAAAAAGAUGUCAUUCACUGGCAAACAGUCGGCUGAGAAAUGGCAGGAUAUCCUCAAAGAAGUCAAAUUUCUCAGGAAUUUAAGGCACAAAAACACUAUUGAAUACAAGGGCUGUUACCUGAAGGAGCACACGGCGUGGCUCGUCAUGGAGUACUGCUUGGGAUCCGCUUCCGAUAUAAUCGAAGUGCAUAAGAAGCCGUUACGAGAGGACGAGAUCUCUGCCAUAUGUAACGACGCCCUCAACGGCCUCGAGUACCUCCACUCCCAGGCGCGCAUCCAUCGCGACGUGAAAGCCGGCAAUAUAUUGCUCACCGAAAACGGAACCGUAAAGUUGGCCGACUUUGGCUCGGCGUCCAUGGGCUGUCCGGCCAACUCGUUCGUGGGCACACCCUAUUGGAUGGCGCCCGAAGUGAUACUGGCCAUGGAUGAGGGCCAGUACGACGGAAAGGUGGACGUGUGGUCGCUGGGCAUCACGUGCAUAGAGCUGGCGGAGCGGAAGCCCCCGUAUUUUAAUAUGAAUGCCAUGAGUGCCUUAUACCACAUCGCGCAGAACGACUCACCCAUUCUGAACCCAUCGGGCGAUUGGACCGAUUUGUUCCGCAACUUUGUCGAGACGUGUCUCCGCAAGAAUCCGUCGGAUCGGCCGAACUCUACCAAUAUUUUAAGACAUAGUUUCAUAACCCGUACGCGAUCUCCGACUGUGAUCAUCGAUCUGAUCAGUAGGACGAAGGCCGCGGUCCGAGAGUUAGACAAUUUGAACUAUAGGAAGAUGAAGAAGAUCCUGAUGGUUGACUCGCGAGACAACGACUUAAUACACUCACACGCGCACGACGUGGACAACGAUAUACCCGAAGACGAAUUGGUGGCCAAUAAUAGUAAAAGCAAUUCCGUCGCGAGUUCUCACAGUCGCCAAAGCGGUGGCAUUAGCGCCGGCAGUCAAAGUAGUAGCACAAGUAGUUUGCCCGCGAAUUCCGAGGGCGACUCUACUUACAAAUGUCCGGUUUCUUUGAGGAGAGAGAGCGCCUGCAGUGGCAAUCGUGUCAGUCCUUCGAACUCGUCCGCGAGUCUGAAUAGUACCGAAUUGGGUGCCAAUAACUUCGCGACUCUGCGCACCACUUCCAUCGUCACGCGACAACUCAAAGAGCACGCGAAGGAGAACCAAAUGCACGAACAGAUGUCCGGAUAUAAGCGUAUGCGACGACAUCACCAGAAGGCGAUCGUCCAGUUGGAGGCCAAGUGUCGCCAAGAGAUCGAAGAACACAAACAGAGAUUAGAUAAAGAAUACGAGACUUUAUUACAACAAUUUAGCAAAGAAUUAGAAAAAUUACAAAUAAAACAUCAGCAGGAGUUGGAAAGGAAGUUGAAGACAAACGUGGCGUACGAACGCAAACUCAGUAAAGCCAUUCUCCAGCAGCACGAGGAGGAGCUGAAGAGAUUUCAAUUGCAACAGAAACACGAAUACAAGUACGUGAAGGAGAGGUUAAAGCGCGAACUCAGCAACGAUUCCACGUCUUUGAAGAACCAGAAGGAGAGUCUGCAGAGGAGUCAGGCGUCGGCGCUCGAGAGGCUACAGCACGAGCACCAGGAGUACCACCGGCAGGAAGUGCGCAAAUUUAGGAGACGUAAACUUAUACAAUACCAUCAGCUGGAGCGGGAUCUGCUGCGCGAUGAGCUCAACAAACGCCAGAGUCAGUUAGAGAUGGCCCACUCCAUGCUCCUGAGGCACCACGAGAUCACGCAGGAGCUGGAGUACCGGCAACAGCGCGCUGUCCACCAGUUGAGGGACGAGCAGAUCCGCAAACAGCAUCAGACAGAGCUGGCCAACCAACAGGAGUACAAUCUUAAGCGCGAAAACGAGCUCAGGAAGAAACACGCGCUCGAAGUGAAACAACAGCCCAAAAGUCUUAAGCAAAAGGAGCUCCAGAUUCGCAAACAGUUUCGAGAGACGUGUAAAACACAGACACUUCAGUAUAAGGCGUGGAAAUCUCAAAUCCUGAGCUCUACUCCAAAGGAUGAACAAAAGAAUGUGAUUAAGAAGUUAAAGGAAGAACAGGUCCGCAAACUGGCUCUUCUGGGCGAGCAAUACGAACAAAGCAUUGCGGAAAUGCUUCAAAAACAAUCGAUACGUUUAGAUGAGGCCCAAGAGCUCGAAGAGCGUCAACUCAAAGAGCAAUUGCAACAAGAAUUAGAGCUUUUGAUUGCUUUCCAAAGUAAGAUUCGGAUGCAAUCCGAGGCCCAGAGAACUAAAGAGAGACGAGAGCUCGAGGAACGGGUGUCCGUCAGACAGUCAUUGCUCGAGAAGAAGAUGGAACUGGAGAAACAGCAGUUCCAGGACGAGAGGAAUGAGAGACAGCGUCUACUACUGGAACGUCAGGCGCACGAGACGGAGACGUUCGACAUGGAGAGCACUCGCCAGGGGUUCAACGCGUUGGCGAUCGCCGAGGCGUCCAUCGAGUGUAUGGGCGAAGACGAGGCUUCAGUGAGCGGUUCGCUGCUCUCAUUAGCUCAUAGUAAUAGUGCCACGUCUUUCACGCACACCGCCCUCUAGCCACCGCCCGUCCCCACACACACCCGCUCACCACCGCUAGGACCCCCACACCGGCCCACUACUACCUGUGCAUUCACUGUACAUAACAUUUUUGUUGCGAUAAUAAACGAGUGGUGUUUGUCUCCGCAGCGAUUGAUAACGAAUUGAAAAACAAACUCUAAAUGACAGCACAUGUCGUUCAGAAAAUGCUCAGCCAUUAAGUGUCAGCCGUUUUUUUGCUCUACUGUUACCGUUUGUUGAAUGAAUGAAUGGAUGGACUCCUGAUUUAGAAUUAUAUAUAAAUUAUUUAUAUUUUGAGAUCAACUCAAGAAUUACUACAAGUGUUUCCAAUUGAAAAGUUGGUCUUCCAAUUGACUGUAAUUAUGAGAAAAUACUAUUUGAAAAAUGAUUGAUUAGUGCAAUGAUUAGUGAUUUAUAAUUAAUAAUAAUUAUAUUAAUUAAUAAUAAUAAUAAUAAUAAUUUUGUUCCAAUUCUUGUCGUUUCCGAGACGUGAGACGACAGGACAGUCAUAUCGGUUUGUCUCUCACUCUAUUCAACACUACUUACAGUUUCGUAUUAAUUAUUAUUAUUAUUAUUAUUGAAUAUUCUGUCGAAACGCUCCUUUCGAUAGAAAUGCCAUCAAAAUGAGUGAAAAAAUCGCAUUUUUUAAAAUUAAUUAAUUAAUUGUAUAACUUAUGUAAAGUAAAUGCAUUCAAACAAAACAAUGUUUUACCUCUUUUUUAAUAUGCUGUCGAAUCGGUCGGUGUUUAGCAUUUGUAAGCGACAAAUGACAAACACUUUUAAACUAAUUGUUUUUGGUUCGGCACUAAGUCUGCUAUUAUUUUAAUUUAAAAAUUUUAGUUUAUUUGUAACAAAACGAA